AUGAGCGAUCCAUUGUCUCCAGUAUCUCUGAGAAGAAUGAAUAAACUCAUUCAACUUUCAGAAAAAGAACAACCAGUGAAAGUCGUCAAGAACCCCUUUUUGCCAACUCGUCUACUUGACGUGCAGGCAUCUUGUCCAUCUGGCUUACGUCUGGUUAUCACCGAAACGGAUCCCGACGUGUGCAAGCUUGACGCUUCGCAAAGACAAUACGCAGCGUUGAGUUACUGCGGGGGCUCGGGGGAUGCAGCGCUGAAACAGCUCAAAACUACGAGAAAUGUGUUACAGAUGCACCUUGCUGAGGUUCCUUUGGAAAAGGCUCCCGAAACAGUCGCUGACUCGAUCCGAGUCUGUCGAGCGCUCGGCUUGCGAUACCUCUGGGUCGAUGCCUUGUGCAUUCUCCAAGGGGAUCGGGAAGAUUGGUCAAAGGAGUCAUUCCAGAUGUCCAACAUUUACGAGAACAGUUACCUCACACUAUGCGUUGUGCAAGGUGAUUCGUGCUCCAGUGGUUUUCUUCGCAAGGACCACAACCCGCCCAAUGUAAGAGUUAAGUUCCAAUCGAAGCUUGAUGGCUCGAUUUCGGGCAAUAUCACUCUUCGAAUGCUUCACCCGCCCCCAGCAACAUUGCGGAGGUGCACAAAAGGAUUCGGGAAGUACAGUCGCAUUGACGAUGAGCCUGGGAAUUCGGAUCUCGAGUCUGCCUCGUGGGGCAAGCGAGGCUGGACGUUCCAGGAGGAUCAACUGGCUCCGCGAAAGGUGUUCUUCGGCAACCUGAUGUUCCACGUCAGUCGCGGUUCGAAGCUUGAAGCAGCCGACAGCUCUACUGUGGAACAUUUCCGUUUCAUCGACACUAUGGGUUCUUUGCAACAAGGACUAAAGACUUGGUAUAACAUGAUCAUAGACUACUCCGAACGAGUCCUUUCCUUUGAGCAGGACAAGUUCCCUGCCAUCGCAGCUUUGGCCAGACAUUUCAGCGAAAGAUUCGAGGGUCAGAGGUAUAUUGCAGGCUUGUGGGAGUCAGACAUCCAUAAAGGCCUUCUUUGGACCUUAACCUCGGAGUGGAAGGAAUUCGACGAAUACCAGAGGCUUGUGCCAAAGGAAUAUACUGCGCCUUCUUGGAGCUGGGCCCGUCGUCCCCUGCGAUUAGAUUGGGUUCUGAUUGGUGAUGAGAACCCCAAAUCCGAGCUGAUCAGGAGCUGUUGCUUGGGAUCGUCGUGA
Molecule: messenger RNA, 1215 nt
Organism: Fusarium pseudograminearum CS3096
Lineage: Eukaryota; Fungi; Ascomycota; Sordariomycetes; Hypocreales; Nectriaceae
Exons: 1
Coding region: 1-1215 (404 amino acids)
Source: RefSeq, a predicted model, not a curated record